Humulus lupulus (European hop) is the source of this 936-nucleotide messenger RNA. RefSeq lists its product as uncharacterized. Bases 1 to 936 code for a protein of 311 amino acids. The record is from RefSeq and is a predicted model, not a curated record. The transcript has 2 exons. NCBI's taxonomy places the organism in Eukaryota, Viridiplantae, Streptophyta, Magnoliopsida, Rosales, Cannabaceae.
AUGGCCUUGCAAGAAGAUAUGAGAAAACAGGCUGAGGAAUUGAGGGAACUGAGACAGCUGAGGCAACAACAAGCUCAGCCAGCACCAUUAAUUAAAGAUAUUCAACAACAUAUAGCACUGAUUGUAGCUAUUCCUGGACCUGUCAAUAAUUCAGAGCUAUUGUAUGAAUGGUUCAGGAAGCAACAUCCUCCAGUGUUCAAAGGGAGCACUAAUCCAUGGAAGGUCGACCAAUGGAUGAGUAUGAUGGGGUCAAUUCUGGACUUCAUAUUAGUUGAGGGAAAUGAUAGGGUAGCCUGUACAACUCUCAUGCUGAGAGACGACGCAAGAAUUUGGUGGGAAGUGAUCUCCCAGACAGGAGAUGUUACUACAAUGACCUGGGCAGAGUUUCAACAAGCAUUUAAUGACAAGUACUACAAUGCUUCAAUACGGGCGUCAACGGUAGAUGAAUUUGCUACCUUGACCCAGGGGAAUAUGACGGUGACGGAGUACACAUUAAUGUUUGAUCGACUUGCCAUGUUUGCAGUAGAAUUAGUGCCAACCAAUGCAACUAGAGUAGAUUGGUUUGUUCAAGGCUUGAAGCCUAUGAUAACAAGAGACGUGGAGAUUGUGUCAGUAGGGGGCAAUAGUACAUAUGCUCAAGUUCUAGAAAGGGCCCUCAUUGCUGAAAGAAUGGAAAAUAAAAUCUGGAUGAAAGGUGUUGCUAAGAGAAAGGCAAGAAAGAAUGCCGCUAAAGGUCAUAACUCUAACGAUCAGAAAAGGAAGGGAAGUGACCUGGCAGGGCAGUCAAGCCAGGAUAAAAGGGCAAAGGAUAUAGGGGAAAAAAUUGCAUUCAGGUCUGGAUCAACCGAGUUCAUUCGGGUGGCUGGGGAGGUUGAUGAUUGUGGUUGUGCUGGGGAAUCUGGUGACAUAGUAGAAGCAACCACCUCGUCCCUUUGA